Megachile rotundata (alfalfa leafcutting bee) is the source of this 5964-nucleotide messenger RNA. It is a transcript of the gene uex, whose product is annotated as metal transporter uex. Gene Ontology annotation, cellular component: plasma membrane. The record is from RefSeq and is a predicted model, not a curated record. NCBI's taxonomy places the organism in Eukaryota, Metazoa, Arthropoda, Insecta, Hymenoptera, Megachilidae. Gene Ontology annotation, molecular function: transmembrane transporter activity. Gene Ontology annotation, biological process: magnesium ion homeostasis; transport.
AACUUAUCAAUUGGAAGAGAAAUGGUAGCAUGUCAAACGUAUGACGGAAGGGAUGAAUGCAGUUUCGAUUGUAAUACGCAGGCGCAAUUAAAGAAGGCAAGAUUAUAAAUACAGCACUUUUUAACCACAGCAUGAAGUUGUCACAGUGCAUUUGUUCCAUGAUGGCGCAACAUGUUAUUCAUUCAAGCACACCGGCAACUCUUUUGUUACUUGUUUUUACGAUAUCCAACUUAGUAACUAGCAAUGCAUUUACAGACGUGCAAGUAUUUGAUAACCUGAAAGUGAAAUCAGUGAAUGCUUUAAUUACAAAGCAAUCUCAUGCACGAGAGUACUUAUCUGGUGCUCCAGGUUUCUUUGUAGAGAUUCUUGGCACCGGCCUGGAGAGAAAUGUUUCGUUGCGCUGGUCAGCUACACUCGACAAUUGUGAUCCAAACAACAAGUUGAAUGCAAUUUGGAUCGAUCAUAAUGGCAAUCGUGCGAUAUAUAAGUUUAUCAAAAUUCCUAAUUUUAAGGUUACCACGAUCUAUUUCUGUCUGAGAACCGUCAGUAGGUUCGGUGAAACAUGGACCAAUCUUGGAAGCAAUUUAACUAUUCAGCGCCCAAUUCAUUCAGAAAAAUAUUUUCGUACGCGUCGUGCCAAUUCAUUAGCUAGCGUUGAUGGUGAUUACAAAAAUCCAUCAACUGAGCAAAUCCGUACAGAUGUAUUUAUUGAGGGAUUAAGAAUAGAAACAUCAGCAAAGGAUCCUAGCUACAGCGAAGAUGGUAUUCCAGAGAUAUUAGCUGGAAGCAGAGCAGUUAUACGAUUGUUUGGUUUUGGCUUUACAGAAGAUACUUUGGUUACUUUCACAGAUGUACCAGCAAAAAGGGGUACUAUUUGUGACAAAAUUAAAAGCAAGGAAUUUCCAGUACAACGUAUAAACAAUCAUACUGCAAUUAUCGAUGUUGUAUUACCACUUGGUUCACCAUUUUAUGUGUGUGCAAAACAACCAGUGUAUGGAAAAGAAGGUCCUGACCUUUUGCUGUUUAAACAUCAAGGUACUGAAACAUGGAAUACUAUAUAUACAUACGAGAAAUUUUUACCACUUUGGCUUAGUAUUGUAAUUAUUCUCAUGUGUCUAAGCUUUUCUGCUUUGUUCUCUGGUUUAAAUUUAGGGUUAAUGGCAAUGGAUAGAACUGAAUUGAAAAUACUUUGUAAUACUGGAACAGAGAAGGAAAAACAAUAUGCAAGAACAAUACAACCAGUGAGAAAUCAUGGGAAUUAUUUGUUAUGUUCGAUUUUGUUCUCAAAUGUUCUGGUAAAUUCAAUUUUUACCAUUUUAUUAGAUGAUCUAACUUCUGGAUUAGUUGCCGUUAUUUGUUCUACCUUAGCUAUUGUAAUAUUUGGUGAAAUUUCACCGCAAGCUAUUUGUAGCAGACAUGGAUUGUGUAUUGGGGCAAAGACUAUUUACGUUACAAAAUUAACCAUGAUAAUAACAUUUCCAUUGAGCUAUCCUAUUAGCAAGCUCUUAGAUGUUCUUCUUGGUGAAGAAAUUGGCAAUGUAUAUAAUCGUGAACGAUUGAAAGAACUUGUAAAGGUAACAACAGGGUAUAAUGAUUUAGAAAAGGAUGAAGUGAAUAUUAUUGCUGGAGCAUUAGAAUUGCGAAAAAAGACCGUGAAAGAUGUAAUGACAAAAAUCGAAGAUGUAUACAUGUUGAAUUAUGACGCUAUUUUAGAUUUUGAAACAGUAUCGGAAAUCAUGAAAUCAGGCUUUUCGCGUAUACCAGUUUACGAGGGUACCAGAACAAACAUAGUUACAAUGCUUUAUAUUAAAGAUCUUGCUUUCGUUGAUCCAGAUGAUAAUAUGCCACUUAAAACUUUGUGCCAAUUUUAUCAAAAUCCAUGUAACUUCAUUUUCGAAGAUGUUACGUUAGAUAUUAUGUUUAAACAAUUCAAAGAAGGCCAUAAAGGUCAUAUGGCAUUUGUGCAAAGAGUAAAUAAUGAAGGCGAAGGCGAUCCAUUUUAUGAGGUAAUAGGUUUAGUCACAUUGGAAGAUGUUAUAGAAGAAUUAAUUCAAGCAGAGAUUAUGGAUGAAACUGAUGUAUUUACGGAUAAUAGAACUAAACGUAGAAGGCAAGCAAGGCAUAAAAUACAAGAUUUUACUGUGUUUGCGGAGAAGAAAGAAAAUCAACGUAUUCAUAUAUCGCCGCAGUUGACAUUGGCCAUGUUUCAGUACUUAUCUACAACUGUUGAUGCAUUUAAACCCGAUACAAUAUCAGAAACUAUUUUGCGUCGUUUACUUAAACAAGAUAUUAUUUAUCAUAUCAAAGUGAAGUCACGCGAAAAAGCAAGAAAUGAUCCGACGGCAGUAAUUUAUCAACAAGGAAAAGCAGUUGAUUAUUUUGUCCUAAUCUUAGAAGGUCGAGUUGAAGUUACGGUCGGCAAAGAAAACAUGAUGUUCGAAAGCGGACCAUUUACAUAUUUUGGUUCUCAGGCACUCACUGUUAACGUUGGAAUAGCUGAGUCACCUACCGCCACAAAUCCCCAAACAGUCGGCAGCAUACAAUCGAUUAAUCUAGAUUCCAUGUUACGAUAUACGUUUGUUCCUGAUUAUACAGUGCGAGCGGUAACCGAAGUAUUUUAUGUUAAAAUUAAAAGAUCUUUGUACUUAGCUGCGAAACGGGCUACUCUUUUGGAACGAAGCCAAAAAGACCCGAUUCCCGGAAGCCAAGAGCAAUUUGACGACGAGAUAGAAAAGCUACUGCAUUCUUUGGACGAGGAUGAUCGUAGUGUACCAGAAUCUCCAGUAUUACCAAUUGAUAAAGAUAAGGAAAGUAAGAAAGAAAAAGAAAAAGAUUCUGUACAAUCUCCAAUUCAUAGUGCUACAGCUCCAACUUCACCUGCUCCAGUUAGUGCUAGUCCAGUUACACAUUCAAAGUUUAUUUCAUCGUACAGCGAUCAUAAUGGCAAAUUAAAAAAUUCGCCAGUAAAGGGAACGGUCACGAGUCCGAAUCAAGGACAAACCAAUUUAGAUUUAAAUUCAGACAUUCUUGCUCGUCAUGAAGCUAAUAAAAUCAUAUCAGCAAAAAAAUUAAUUGAAGAGGAAGAAAGAACGAAUCUCCUGCCUAAGCAAGAAGACUCUUAACGCUCGAAGAUUAGUCGACGAUGUUUAAACACGUCGACAUUGUUGACACUGCAGGUAUUAAACAACGAAGAGCAAGAAAAACCUCUAUGACAUAGAAUGCUAUGAUGGCAUUAGGUACUUAACAAAUUACUUGAAUAUUUAUCGCAAAACAAAUCAAUAGCCGAUGUUGAGUAUUUUAGGUUCUAAAUGGUUGGCUCAAAGACUAUCCACGAUAUCCUAGUUCUGUAAAGUUAGUACGCUCAGGGAAGUUUGCCAAAAUUCAAAUCAUUCAUAUGUAUUCAAUUCUUACAGUCUACGUAAAUAGUCUGAUACGUAACUGAUGUUCAAACCUAUUUUUAAGUAACAAAUGUCUUAUUUCUUGAAAGAGCGGAACGCUUAACUAGAAAGAGUAUAUUCUCAUCGCAGUAGGAAGAAUUCAUUUUCUAUAAUUUACCACAAAAUGCACAUGUUUAUUCAAUAAUUUUUCCUGAACAUUUGUAAAUAUCAUUUUACUAUGCAUUUUCAUUUAAAACAAAUUUUCUGUGAUGUGUAUUUCAUUUUUUAUAAUGAAGUACACAUUUACACGACAUUUCUUGACGGGCGUAUAUUAACAUUUCGUAUGUUGAUGCGUUUGCAUUUAAAAGAAGAAAGCAGAUUUUGGAACCAUUUGAUGGGUCAAAUAUUGAGCGAAAGUUGCAGUUCAAAUAUACAAAGGAAAACAACAUGUACUUACGUUAUUCAGAUUUUGUAAAUUGAUGAAAAGGUUCAUUUAAAAAUGUAUUUGAUCGUGAGUAUAUUAACGUGUAAUAGGAAAGAGUACAAAUUGAGAGAAGUGUUGCUAACUAAAUGGUCGCGUACAUUAAUUAAAUAUAUUCUUAAAGUAAUACAGGGGUCUUUAAAAUAAUUUUUCAUCAGUUAUACCGUAUUCGUUACAUCAUAUUCCUUACCUAAUUGUGAAUAGUGUAAAUAGAAGUUACAAAUCAUUCGAACUAGUAAUGAACGAUAAGAAGAUUUUCGAUAUGUAAUUAUAAUAAUUCUUUACGUUUUUAUUCAGUGCCUUAAAAAGAAAAAAAAAUUAUAAAAUUAUGUUCAAUCACCUACAACAAAACGUAUUUUAAUAUUAACAGAAAUUUCUUGGUUUCGUACUUAAAUUCAUUACACAUGUUGAUUUAAAUUCAUUUAUAUUAUUACAGUAACUUGCAACUGAUUUAAGUUCAACUUAAAGUAAGGGUUCACUUUCUCAUCAAUUUUCAUACAAAGCGUGAUAUUCAUUGCGUGUGUAUUAUAAAAAUAAUAUUUUGAACAUGAAUGUUAAAUGAUAACAUACAAUAGUACCAUCAUCCCUGUAAAGGAAUAGUGAAUUUCAAAAAGUUCGAUAUUUUAAUAACAGCCUAAUGCGUGUUUUUAUAUUUUUAAUCAUUGUUAUGUUUUGUUUAUCACUAUAGGAAAACAUAAGUUAUCGAUACAACCUGACGAUCAAUGCUGGUACAUAUCUUAAGUUUGAAAUAGUUCUAGCGAUAAAAAUCUUCCUGAAUUUUCAAAUAUCCCUUACAAAGAGGAGAUAAUAAUUAUUGUAAUAAGCUGUUAAAUCUGUAAUGUAACGAAAUAAUAUGCAAGAAAUCUAUUCUCAGAUUUUUUUAUGAGAAAAACAAUCAUUUACUAUAUUUAAUAGAAAAAGAAAAAUCACAUAGAACAAGUUUAUCGUAUAAGAUUAGUCAAAUCUGUAGCUCCUUCAAAUCACCACGGCUUAACGUUUGUUGUUUUUAAAAUUUAAAAACGAAACUAUUACUGCCAUAUUUUUUUUGUACUUGCUACGUGUUGUUUAAGUGCUUGUUUUGGUUAAUUUCUUCGAGGAAUAACGUUAAAAUUUGUACGUUACUUAUUUAAAAAUUUAACAACAAAGAAAUUUUAAUAUUUUAAAUUCUAUUUACGCGUAUUUGUCUUCUGCGGACAAAUAUCGACUUUAGAGUAUCGUAAAUUGUACAGAGUCAUUCAAAUUUUAUUUUUUAUAUAAAUAUAUAUUUAUUGUUUGAACGAUUUUAUGUAAACGUACAUGUUUGCGUGUUUUGGACAGUUUUGUGAAGUAUUUUCGUAAAUAUGAAAUAUAUUAAUAUAGCUUUAAAAAUAUAUUCAUAUUAACAUAUUACGUUACAGUUAAUGUUAGAAUAUUUAAAUGGCGUUUAUCCUUAAAGUGUAAUAAAUAGACAUACGUAAUAGAUGUAUAUCAUAUAUUUAUAGGAUUUAUUUUAUUACUCUUAUAUCGUUUAUCUUUUUCGUUGUUUAUCUUUUAAAUGUCAAUUUUUAACUAACGUUAUAUGUAACAUUUUUACGCUUUACUUAUUACAUUGUUUUAAGGACAGUGGAAAGUACUUGUUGCAAACUUAUGUAUAUUUAUAGUUUUUAUGUAAACCACGGAUAUUAUUAACAACGUGUUUAUACUCAAUAAUUUUAUGUUCUUCGUACGAUGAAAAUUGUAUCUUAUAUCGAGAAAUGAAGCUGUAACAAAAUCUGUAAAAAGAAACUCCAUUUUCAUUGUCGCUAUGUCUUUUAGAUUACUAAAGUCAUAUAAUAGUGUGCCUAUAAUUAAAUAUAAGUAUGUACUGCUUAUAUCAGUAUGUCGUUUAUAGCAAAUUCGAUCGAAAUUGUGAUUUAAAAUCAAAGAUUUUCUUGAAUAAAGCGCAAAGUAAUAGAAAAUCAUUCUCUAUUGAAAUAUGGCAGCGAGAUUAUUACCAUUAGUAAUGCUACAUAUUAAUUUUACAUUGUACUACAAUAGAAUCGAGGUAUAUUCGAGAAAAACGGAGCCAAAUAUUUAUCAAUAUUAUAUUACUAUAUUCACAAAAUAAAGAUACAAUUUCGUUUUCAA